Dunckerocampus dactyliophorus (ringed pipefish) is the source of this 1882-nucleotide messenger RNA. RefSeq names its product mitochondrial ribosomal protein L23 (gene mrpl23). The transcript is spliced from 5 exons. The record is from RefSeq and is a predicted model, not a curated record. Gene Ontology annotation, cellular component: ribosome; mitochondrial large ribosomal subunit. Gene Ontology annotation, molecular function: structural constituent of ribosome. Gene Ontology annotation, biological process: mitochondrial translation. Lineage: Eukaryota; Metazoa; Chordata; Actinopteri; Syngnathiformes; Syngnathidae. Bases 137 to 601 code for a protein of 154 amino acids.
GCGGAGGAGGAAAAAGAAGAAGAAGAAGAAGGGUUUGUUCCCGGAUAUACGUUCAAGCACAUGUCCUAAAACAACCUUGAGAAGACUACUAAACAGCUAGUUGUCAGUUUAUGUGACACAGCAAACCGGAACAGGGAUGCCAGUAACGAGAUUACUAUAUCCUCUCUACCAGCUGGGGAACCCACAGCUGAGAAUCUUCAGACCCAACUGGUUCUUGACGCUGGUGAGGCCUGGAAAAGAACAACCUCCUGACACGGUGCAGUUCCGCAUCCCAAUGGAGAUGACCAAGAAUGAUGUGAAAAACUACCUGGAGAAGAUCUAUAAAGUCCCAGUGGGAGCAGUUCGUACCAGGAUACAAUUUGGUUCCAACAAGAAGAGGAAUCACCUUAACCAGAGAGUUAAGCAGCCUGACUAUAAAGUAGCGUAUGUUCAGCUGGCUGAAGGCCAGACGUUCGCCUUCCCUGAUAUCUUCCCGGAAAAGACCAGCACACCAGCACAGGGCUCCAUGGAGGAAAUGCAGGAGAAGUUCAUGGAGGAUGAGAAGCAGAGGCAGAAACCUGACCCCAGGAGAGGAGGGGUCACGGAGUGGUUCGGACUCUGAGGCGGCCCACGCCAUUUAUGCCUGUACAUGUGUGUGUGUAUGUGUUUCAUUAGGUGAAUCAUGUAUUCAAGAAGCAACUGUUGGGGUGUCACUUUGUUUCGGCAUUCAAAGCUUACCAAAGAAUGACUUUGCUUCGAUCUUUCAUGAACUCAAGCAACCCAUGAACCUCCAUCUGCUAAGAUGACCUCCUACCUAGACUUUGUUCUUUGCCAUCUUCUCUAGGACCUCCUUUCUUUUCUUUUCUCCCAUCAUGACUUUAUUCAUUCACAGUGGAUCCUCUAAGGUUGAACACAAUGUAACCUAGAUUUCAAUUGAACUUUUUCUAUAAGAAAUAAAGCAUCAAAGUGUCACAUUUCCCAUCAUAAACCCUUUAUUAAGCUAACAGUGAGUUACGUUGUAAUAUUCUUUAUAAUCAUCAGCGUUAACCAAUAUUAAAACAUUGUACAGUGGAGCCUCGGUUAACAUCCGCCCCGCUUUUUUUGGUUAACGCUCAAAUUUUUUACGAAACUUUUUCCUUGGCUUGCGUUCACCCGCUUGUUUAGCCUCCAAAUUACCGUCCGGUUUAUUUACGCCACCAUAUUGGAUCACAGACUGAAGAUGAAAUGUCGUGGUACUUGCACGUGAUGGCACAAUGCAUCGUGGGCCGUGGGCGCCAUUUUAGUGCAACAUUGUUUGUUUAUAUCAGAUUUGCUGCGCUAGAGAGACAUACGCAACGUAACAAAAUACAUGGACUGCCCAAAAGAGAAAGGCGAUGCACCGUACAGUGGAGCAAGACCUCAAAAUUCUACGGCAUAAAGAGAAGACUGUCAUUUCAGAGGUUGCUGCGGUGCACACACACACAAUGCAUACAAAUCUCCGGUUCCCGCCUAACAGUCCAUCAACCCAGCGGUACAUCGAGGUUGACCUUCUGUUUCUGCCCGUCUCAUUUUACAUCCCUGACACUAAUUUCUGCUUCCAACAACAAAACAUAAGCAUUCAAACUUACUGUAGCAUGUUCGCGGCAUCCAGAGGUAAACAUAGCACGCCACACAUGUGUAUUGGUUCUAGAACCUUGAUAUUUAUUUUGAUAUAUCUUUUACAUUGUUGCAAAUUGUGGUUGCGGGAGAAUGUUUAUUUUGUGUUAUUUUGUUAAGUGAUGGUUUUGUGAGAGGGUUUUCCAACAAAACUAGGUAAAAAUAAUGUUAAAUGUUCAGUUGUCCUUUCAUUUGUAAUUAUUUUUGCAGCAUUUUCUGCCUGUAAAACUAUAAUUAUGGUCUAUAAAAUGUGUUUUGUGUUAACAUG